Drosophila ananassae is the source of this 657-nucleotide messenger RNA. RefSeq lists its product as uncharacterized. The coding region runs from base 107 to 511 and encodes 134 amino acids. NCBI's taxonomy places the organism in Eukaryota, Metazoa, Arthropoda, Insecta, Diptera, Drosophilidae. The transcript has a single exon. The record is from RefSeq and is a predicted model, not a curated record.
AAUUAGGAAAGUAACUUUCUCUCCAACAUUCAUUCCCAUAUGUGACUGUGGCUGUACAACAUAUCCUCUCUAUAUAUUCAAAAAUAAAUAUAUCUUUACAACCAAAAUGAUGGGUGCAAAUCAAGUGGAUUCAAAUGGAGCAUUUCUCGUUGUCGAUAAGUUUUUGCCCCUCCAAUGGGUUGAGAACUUACUCUUUUUUGGAGCGCUAGGAAGUGCUUUCCUGUACUUAUUGUACUUCCAGCUAAUCAAACGCCAGUGGUACCUACGGGUAAGGACCUUUUUCUUUAGAAGCAAGCCGGACUCAUUCGCUGAGAUCGAGGGCAGUGACGAUGACGAUGGUUUCGUGGAUGGCGAUGCAUCGGAGAAUCUCAAUCCGGAGCAUAGCGUGGAGCAGUAUCGCCGUCAGCGUUUCGAGGCUGCCGCAGCAGCAGUUAAGCACUCCUCUGUACAGGAGAUGUAUAACUUACCCAUGGGGGCAGCACCACUUCGCCGUCGUGGAAAUUUGGCCUAGAGAGCUGGAAUUAUACCCUCCAACUUCCUUAAUCCACGAAUGUCACAAUAAAUAGAACAAUUACGGAACGGACAUUUGAAGACCACGAUCUCCGUAUCCGUCGACUUAAUAAAAUUCCAGGCCCAACCGUAAUCCUUUGAAAUUAA